UUCCACGCUUACCACCUGAGAUACGCUUGGCGAUUUGGAACUUUUCUAUUGUUGCGUAUCUUUCCAACCCAGCUAUAUGCGUGUAUAGACCCGAAUUAUUAAUACGGUCCUCUACGAGAGAGUUUCCCACUAGCCGAGAGAUUUCGUUACCGAUGCCGGCCUUAUGCAAACUUGUCAAGAGUCUCGGUCCGCUAUGCAAAAAUCAACCAUUGCCAUGUUUGAUAUUGAUCAAAAUGGGGCUUGGCUUAAUCCUCGCCGCGGAUUCUGCCCCAACGUCGAUAUUCUCUGCGUUGGCUUCUUUGAUCUUUUGUGCAUAACCGGACACAACGCAAUGCGAUUCAUCGGGCCAAACGUUCACCAUUCGGUAGAGGGGGAAGGGCUCUUCACAGGCCGCAAACAAGGGCCAAUCCGUUGUGACACCUGUGACGAUAGUUGUAAUGGAUUCAGAUCAAGACUGUUUGCCAAAAUAUGGAGUUUAAACGAAACCAUACCGAUGAGAUUCGGAGAGAUUCCAGAGUUUAUACUUCUUUUUUGCCCUGUCGCCGAGGAACAUGGCUCCGCUAGACAGACGGCUAUAUUGUCAGUGACAACGUUGCCAAGAGCUUGCUUGUUCAGAAAGAUGUCUAAAGAUCCGGUGUUGAUUAUUGGCGGAGAUAACUCGGAGUGGAAGUUUGCUGUCCCCGAUUUUGAAUUCUAUGUUCUUCCACGAGGACGCUGGCCUGCCUGAUCUUACUGCUGUCCUUUCUGUAUCUUCUAUUCAUAAAUAUGUGUUUUUAUAAGACUCAUCGAGUUAUCAUAACACUGAAAACAAUCAAUCAAUCUGCAAG
Daldinia loculata is the source of this 827-nucleotide messenger RNA. RefSeq lists its product as uncharacterized. The transcript is spliced from 2 exons. The coding region runs from base 164 to 727 and encodes 187 amino acids. Lineage: Eukaryota; Fungi; Ascomycota; Sordariomycetes; Xylariales; Hypoxylaceae. The record is from RefSeq and is a predicted model, not a curated record.